CCCCCCUCUCCGGUGCUGUUUUAAGGCCCGCGGAUCAGCCGGGCGGGCCGCGGCCUAGUCCCGGGCUGCCCGUUCCUUUGGUUUCCCGGCGGCGCCGGGCCCUCACGCGUUAGGGUAGUGGGUGAACGAGGCGAGGUCCCUGGCAGCUCCUCCACCCUUCCCUGAAUCCUCAGGGAUGCUUUUCCAGGAUGAGGUCCCUCUCCUCCCUCUGGCCAGACCCCAAAACCCCCCCGAUUCCUCCCCAGGAAGCUGGAGUGCGUGGUGCCACUCACGCACGCUCGUCUCUUUGCCCUCCUGCCUGAAACCGCCCUGGGAGAGCAACGGAGACACCAUGGCCAAGAAAGACAGCCUCAAGGAGAGCUCGGGUGGCUGCGAACUGACCAAGGUGGCCAGUUUAACCCAGUUUCCCAGCCACCAGAAGGGUUCCACCAUGGGGAACUCAGACACGGAGCAGAAGGCGCCCUACGAAGAUGCCUCCGGGGAUCAUGGGGAGAUGGUGAAUACCAUUUCCAGCAGCAUGAACCCUCUGCAGCCACCGGAUGCCUCCUCGGAGGAGCCUUUUACCACCUACUUCGACAGCAAGAUCCCCAUUCCCGAAGAUGAAACGCACUCCUGCUUUAGUUUCCGCAAGCUCUGGGCUUUCACGGGGCCGGGGUUUCUGAUGAGCAUUGCUUACCUGGAUCCGGGCAACAUCGAGUCGGAUUUACAGUCCGGGGCCGUGGCAGGAUUUAAGCUUCUCUGGGUCCUGAUGCUGGCGACCAUCAUCGGGCUGCUCCUGCAGCGGCUGGCGGCCAGGCUGGGGGUGGUGACGGGGCUGCACCUCGCCGAAGUCUGCAACCGGCAGUACCAGAAGGUUCCGCGGAUUAUCCUGUGGCUGAUGGUGGAACUGGCCAUCAUCGGCUCCGACAUGCAAGAAGUCAUCGGCUCGGCCAUUGCCAUCAACCUCCUGUCUAUGGGCAAGAUCCCGCUGUGGGGCGGCGUCCUCAUCACCAUCGCCGACACCUUCGUCUUCCUCUUCCUGGACAAAUAUGGCUUGCGAAAGCUGGAAGCCUUCUUUGGUUUCCUCAUUACCAUCAUGGCUCUGACGUUUGGAUACGAGUAUAUCACAGUCAGACCCGACCAGGGGAAGCUGCUGCAGGGACUGUUCAUCCCCUAUUGCAAGGACUGCGGGACCCCCCAGCUGGAACAGGCCGUGGGGAUCGUGGGGGCCGUGAUCAUGCCCCACAACAUGUACCUCCACUCUGCCUUGGUCAAGUCCCGGCAAGUGAACCGUGCCAACAAGAGGGAAGUACGAGAAGCCAACAAGUAUUUCUUCAUUGAGUCCUGCAUCGCUCUCUUUGUCUCCUUCAUCAUUAACAUCUUUGUCGUCACCGUCUUCGCUGAGGCUUUCUUUAACCAGACGAAUGCCGACGUGCACUCCAUCUGCGUCAACGCCAGCAGCCCCCACUCCUCCCUCUUCCCCAACGACAACAAGACGCUGGAGGUGGAUAUCUACAAAGGGGGCGCCGUUCUGGGCUGUUACUUUGGCCCUGCCGCUCUCUACAUCUGGGCCAUCGGGAUCCUCGCCGCCGGCCAGAGCUCAACGAUGACGGGGACCUACUCGGGGCAGUUCGUUAUGGAGGGCUUCCUGAACCUGCGUUGGUCCCGAUUCGCCCGGGUGCUGCUGACACGCUCUAUCGCCAUCACCCCCACCCUCUUGGUGGCCAUCUUUCAGGAUGUCGAGCACCUGACGGGCAUGAACGACUUCUUAAACGUUCUCAUGAGCCUCCAGCUUCCCUUCGCUUUGAUCCCCGUCCUGACCUUCACCAGCCUCCCCAGCGUCAUGAACGAUUUUGCCAAUGGACUGUUCUGGAAGGUGGCCGGUGGCCUCCUCAUCCUCCUCAUCUGCUGCAUCAACAUGUACUUCGUGGUGGCCUACGUCAUGUCCCUCAACCACAUGGCUCUGUACAUCGGGGCUGGGAUUCUCAGCGUGAUCUACCUGGGCUUUGUGGCCUAUUUGACCUGGCUGUGUCUCAUCGCCCUGGGGGUCUCCUUCCUGGCCUGCGGGAAAACGCUCCGUUUGGGAUUCGCUGCUCGCCCGGAGCUUUUCCUCCUCAACAACGUCGACGCCGACGCUCUCGUCGCCCGAUGAUCCCGACUCCCCCCUGGGAUCCCCCCCAUUUUGUGCCGCAAAAAACAUCCCCCCCCCC
This is a messenger RNA of Calidris pugnax (ruff), 2189 nucleotides long. RefSeq names its product solute carrier family 11 (proton-coupled divalent metal ion transporter), member 2 (gene SLC11A2). Gene Ontology annotation, molecular function: cadmium ion transmembrane transporter activity; manganese ion transmembrane transporter activity; iron ion transmembrane transporter activity. Gene Ontology annotation, cellular component: plasma membrane. The record is from RefSeq and is a predicted model, not a curated record. The transcript has 19 exons. The coding region runs from base 176 to 2131 and encodes 651 amino acids. NCBI's taxonomy places the organism in Eukaryota, Metazoa, Chordata, Aves, Charadriiformes, Scolopacidae. Gene Ontology annotation, biological process: metal ion transport.